GAGGGCUUUCAGGUACUAGGGUCAGUCAAGGUCUUGCUACGCAAUAGGACACACACAUUUUUUAUUCCUCAUUGGAAUUAUAAUCUUCGGUAAAAAUAAAUCACAAGCAUCGAAAAAUUAGAGCACUUUACUGAAAUAAACUGAUUGAAUACUUUUCAAAUGGUUAAAAAAAUCGUCGCAUCAAUUUUUGUCGGUAUUGAUUAAUGGAAAGUAAAGUUUACGAAUUUUUUACAAUAAUAAUAAUCAGAGCAUGUACGUGAUACUGUAAUUAUAUUUAACGAAAGAUUCAAUUUUUUUUUUCAUAAUUUGAAGAAAAAAUUUAUAAGUUACUCAUGUUAUAUGAUUUGAGAUUUUUUUAGGAUAAUAACAUUUAACUGAUUAGUUUUUUCAUAAGUGAAGUGUUAAAAAACAAUUGGAUUUUAAGUGUGUGACUUGCCCGAUGAAGCAAGAAAAGGAUUACUGAAUAGUAUUAAAAUAUUAAAUACAUCAGUAAAAUGUGUGAAACAGUACCAAGAACAUGGAUGAUGAAACCAGAGAUUAAUUGCGACGAUGUAAGAGUUCCUACCGGUUCCCUAUCACCCCCUGCCACCCUGUCUCCGCCAAGCAGUCCAAAUGUCUUGUCAGCAUCGCCCUGGAGUCCAGGUGGUCUUACCAGUGGUAGCAACAGCUCUUGCAACGUCGUCUCUUAUCCAUCGGCGGGCAGCCAGCUCGCACCUGACCACCGACUUAGCGCAUUUACCCUUGCAUCUGGUUAUGCUUCUGAUCCUAGGCUGCAGAAGUUAACACAUGUACCCGAAUUAAACUCCCGUGUUACAGAUAUGCGUUGUGGUCUAAUGUAUGGUGGAUGCAGUACAGCCUGGUGGACUCAUCAUGCGGUAGGCCUUCUGCUACCACAUUCCCUUUUGCCACCCGAAAUUCCGACACAACAGACAACACUUGUUACCAAACGCUCUUCAUUGCAGCAUGAACGAACUAGUCCUGACCGAGCGAGUCCACCUAAGCAGUCUUUACCUGAGAAAGCACACUUUAUUGCGGAAAGAAUGACACAAUUUACUGAAGAAGAUGAAGAAGAAGACGAAGAAGAAGUGCCAUUAAAUCUCAGCACAAAACCGAGUGAUAUAUCGUCCGGUAUAAAUCGAAAGUGUGAGAUUUGGUCACCUGGUGCUGUUUGUGAACGUGAAGCCAAAGAGACUUCGACACAAAUUUCACCAUCAACUACACCAUCAAUUAUUGUCCGACCGAUUAAUCACUCACCCCUUACACCACCUUCUAAUGAUAGAAGUUUUCAGUGUAAGCAAUGUGGAAAAGCUUUCAAGCGAUCUAGUACAUUGAGCACUCAUCUUUUGAUUCACUCAGACACUAGACCUUACCCUUGUCAAUAUUGUGGCAAGCGGUUUCAUCAAAAGUCUGAUAUGAAGAAACAUACAUACAUUCAUACUGGUGAAAAACCUCAUAAGUGUGUUGUCUGCAGCAAAGCAUUUUCACAGAGCAGCAAUUUAAUAACUCACAUGCGAAAGCACACAGGGUACAAACCUUUCCAGUGUGGCUUAUGUGAGAAAGCAUUUCAAAGAAAAGUUGACUUGAGAAGACAUCGAGAAGGUCAGCAUCCUGCUGCUCCUGCAUUAGAUUACCGGUCCCUUCAAAUUCCAAAUUUAUCGAACCAACGUUCAUAUUCACCGAUUCAUAUUCGUACCUCUAAUUAUCAUGCAGCUGCUAAUUUUGCCGAUAGCUGAAAUAAACAAUUAAAUUACAGUUGGAAAAUCGGCUGGACCAAUGAAGAUAACUAUAAAAAUUUGAAAAAAAGUUUAAUUUAUUUUCUUAAAAAUACGUACUGUAAAUCCGUCCACUAAUUAAAAAAAAAUACUAGCUUUAUAUGAAUAGUCUAAAAUCAAGAACAUAUAUAGAUAUAUGUUCAAUUAAUAAAUUAAUUGAGAAAUAAUUAAAGAAUUAUUUCGAACUAUUAUUAUAGUAUUAAAUCGAAAUAACUUGGGAAUAAAUGUUCAGAUAUAAUUUUUAUUAGUUAAUAUAUUAUCAUGUACAAGUGCCUGACCGUGCCUUUUUUAGUGGUCGCCACAUAUCUGAAAUUAAUUUAUUUUGUAACUAUGUAUUUCAUUCACUGUAUAUAAAAGACAUAUAUGAAAUCGUCGGUAAUUAUUUAGAAUUGCUGUCUAUCCUAUUUUUCAUCAUUUGUUUUUUUUUUUUUUUUUUUUACGUGAUAGUUGUUUUUUUUGCGCAUUUUGUUCAGUAAUAGUAAUUUU
Messenger RNA from Cotesia glomerata, 2258 nucleotides. RefSeq names its product zinc finger protein with KRAB and SCAN domains 1-like. Gene Ontology annotation, cellular component: nucleus. Bases 495 to 1733 code for a protein of 412 amino acids. NCBI's taxonomy places the organism in Eukaryota, Metazoa, Arthropoda, Insecta, Hymenoptera, Braconidae. The transcript is spliced from 6 exons. The record is from RefSeq and is a predicted model, not a curated record.